GAAAAAAAGUUACGUGAAUUUCAGGUGAGAAAAUUUCAAAAUUCAAAAUGGCGAAGCAACUGACUGACUACAAUCCCGAACAGGAUACCAGUGUCAUUGCCAUUGAAGCAUCCGACGAGAACAUAUUGGUGGAAUACCUCAAUUACAGCCAAGAACCGAGCGAAAAAUUUCCGGCAGAGCCCACUGAAGUGCUCGAAAAAACAUUUCAAGGCUUCACUCCAUAUAAAUUAUUGGAAAUUCUAAAGCGGACCCAAACAGGCAAAGAUAUUUUACGCAGAGCUAAACAUACAGAAUUGUCAGAGGCGUCACAAUUAAAGUUAGCUGAAAUAGUAGCGAAGCAUCAUAUAUCUCUAGGAAAGAAGACGACAGCGGAGGAUUUGGAAAAAUACAGUCUGGCCAUCGUUACGCUCUUCAAACUAGAAAGAAAGGAGAACUAAUAUAUCCCACGCGGUGGUGACCGGAAGAAUCCCGGUGGCAAAAUUGCCAAUAAAAUUGGCAAUUUAAAGCAGAGCAAAAGAAGAAGUGAUUUAAGGGAAGAAGAGCACGUAAAGAAAAUAAAACAAAAUCGUGUUGU
Molecule: messenger RNA, 574 nt
Organism: Wyeomyia smithii (pitcher-plant mosquito)
Lineage: Eukaryota; Metazoa; Arthropoda; Insecta; Diptera; Culicidae
Exons: 4
Coding region: 48-437 (129 amino acids)
Source: RefSeq, a predicted model, not a curated record